GUAAAAGAAGCUGACAAACACUUUUUGAGUCUUUGUGAUUAUUGCUCGCCGUAUUUUACUAUAUUCUUCAUAUCCUUUGAAAAUAUAAAAUCUAUAGAAAAUGUCUGCUCGUUAUGACCGCGCCGUUACCAUAUUCUCACCAGAUGGGCAUUUGUUGCAAGUGGAGUACGCUCAAGAAGCUGUGCGUCGAGGAUCUUCAGCAGUUGGUGUACGUGGAAAGGAUGUUGUUGUUUUGGGCGUGGAAAAGAAGUCUAUGCCUACUCUGCAAUUGGAACGGACGGUUCAGAAAAUCUGCACCUUGGAUGACCAUGUAAUUAUUGCCUUUGCCGGUUUAACCGCCGAUGCACGAAUUCUUAUUAACCGAGCAAGAGUUGAAUGCCAGAGCCACAAAUUGAAUGUGGAAGAUCCAGUUACUUUGGAGUAUAUUACACGGUACAUCGCCCAAUUGAAGCAAAAGUACACACAGAGCAAUGGUCGGAGACCUUUCGGCAUAUCCUGUUUAAUAGCCGGAUUCGAUAGCAAUGGGGAUCCUCAUUUAUAUCAAACAGAGCCCUCAGGAAACUACUAUGAAUGGAAGGCAAACGCUGUUGGGCGGGCAGCAAAAACUGUGCGAGAGUACUUGGAGAAGCACUACAAAGAGGAAAGUGUCGCAAAUGAAGAUUCCGCUAUAAGGCUUACAAUAAAAGCGUUACGUGAAGUAGCACAGUCAAGUGGAAAUUUAGAAAUCGUUGUCAUGAAGAAAGCGGAGAAACCAGGCGAAACACCCAAGUUAAUAACGCUUUCCUCAGAAGAGGUAAGGAAACACGUUGAAGCUAUUAAACAAGAAAAAGAGGAAAACGAUAAAAAGAGCCAAAAGAAAUAAAUAUUCGGCUAGAAUAUCUUAGAAUCUAAUUAUAAUAUCUUUAUUUUAUCGAAACACUAAGAGUUCUGUAAUCGCGAAUAAAACACCUUAAUAAAGAUUUGUAAAAUCCUUCGUC
Molecule: messenger RNA, 977 nt
Organism: Ceratitis capitata (Mediterranean fruit fly)
Lineage: Eukaryota; Metazoa; Arthropoda; Insecta; Diptera; Tephritidae
Gene: Prosalpha4
Product: proteasome subunit alpha type-7-B
Exons: 3
Coding region: 101-862 (253 amino acids)
Biological process (GO): ubiquitin-dependent protein catabolic process
Cellular component (GO): proteasome core complex, alpha-subunit complex; proteasome core complex; nucleus
Source: RefSeq, a predicted model, not a curated record